CACACAUUUCGGACCAGUCGAUAACAACAAGUGGUGUGUGCGACUACUCAAGUCUAAUCGUUUUGCGCCGACAUUGACGACCUACGACGUCGUCAUUAUUACCUACUAGUCCAUUGACGAACGAAAAACCAAACAAGUGAAAGCCAACGACUUAAUGAAUUUUCAAUAGCUUCCAUCUGUUAUCGGAGAAAAUUCUGCUCAAGUGAAAUCAAGGAUCUAGUUUGUGACCUGCUUUCCAUGCCAAGUGUGUAGCAAGGUUAAAAGUUAGCCGGCAAAUAAUUGCAGCUACAAAGCAGUAAAAUUAUCACCAUUAUAAAAUUGUGUUCAUUUUGCGGUGUGCAAUGCCUGAGUGCCAAGUGGGAAUAAAAAUUGUUUGAAACACUGAGAUAGCAAAAGGCGUAAUUUUCCAGCAGCUGCAUCCGGAAAAGUGAAAAAGGAAAAAGAAUCGACGCUGGCUCAGUUUUUACCGAAGGAGCAGCGAGUGUGCUGUUGAAUAAUUUAAAUAAAAUUGCAAAAGUUUUAUCGUUUGUUUUCGGGGGGAAGGUGGUGGUGUGAAGAAGGCUACAACGACGACGAUCGGGAAGUCUCCGAUGUGACAUAACCUCAAAAUUAAAGCAGAUAAAAUGUUUGGUCGAGUGUUGUUCCUGACACUGCUGGUGGUGGGAAACUUUGUCCUUCACUGGGGGACUGCUACCGCCCAGCGCCGUAAUAUGGCAGACGUUGAACUGGACGUGCAAAGCAAUUCCAUUACGUUGAAAGCAUGCUACGUAGAAGAUUUACGCAAUAUUCGAGAGCACAGUCAAAACCCGCUAACGGUCAACAUAAAUCAUUGUUAUCUUCAGGAACUACCAAAUGCCAUCUUCAUACGCUUUACGCAUUUGAAGACUUUGGAGAUUUGUGACAGCCGACUUAACAACCUGCAAGACUUUGCUCUGAAUGGACUAAGGAAUCUCGAAUUACUCAACUUUUCCAGAAAUAAUCUCACGUCCAUCAAAUCUUGGAGUGAUCAUGAUCUGGAAAAUCUCCAAACGCUAGAUCUACGCAGAAAUCUCCUAAAAGGUAUCAAUUUUCAAUCCUUCAAGCGGUAUCCUAACUUAACCAAAUUGAUCCUGACCGUGAACAUGAUCUCAAUCAUACCGGAAGGAACCUUCAAAGUCGUACCCAACCUCAAGUACCUGAACCUAGGCCGUAACCUACUAACCUCGAUCGAUGAAUUCACCCUGAAAGGCCUCAACAAGCUGACACAUGCCUCCUUCCAUCAUAACCAAAUAACUUACGUGGAUUUUUUUGCCUUCAUCGGCAACAGCCAUCUGAAAACCCUUCAUUUGCAAGGGAAUCACAUCAGCAUCUUCGAAAUAGAUCUACUGUCCAACUUGCCCCGGCUGGCUUUCCUCAACAUCAGUCACAACCAGCUGGAGGACAUUGGCGAUAAUACCUUCAAGAAGAACGCUGACCUCCGAGUCUUGGACCUGAGCUAUAACAAAAUCGAAACCUUCCACGAGGAUAGCUUCAAGGGAUUAGCCAGUUUAGAGAUGUUUAACGCCAGCCACAAUCAGCUCUCGCAGUUGAACAAAUACAUCUUCAAAGAUUUCUCCUUGGUUCGAGUCCUCGACCUUUCCGGAAACCGUUUGGUCUACAUCGAAAACAAACUGUUUGAGUACAGUCCACGACUGGAAACUCUGAACCUCUCUCGCAAUGCAAUUGCCGAAAUCGAGCCAAACAUUUUCGAAGACUCGAAAAAACUGUACUCACUGGAUCUGUCACACAACCAACUGAUGGAGGAUGCCUUCCUGUGGCCAAUCGUCAAUUUGAAACACCUGAACAUGAGCUUCAACAUGUUCCACCGGUUGAAUACGUCCCUGCUCGAGAGUUUGGGUCACGUCAAGCUGCACAGGAAUCCAUGGAGUUGUCAGUUUUUGAUUUUGGAACUCUUGAAGCAGAGCAAAAAUGUAGAGUAUGGCAAGGACUACGUGGUGACAUCUAAGGAGAGCAUCUUGAACACACAGGGAAUCGAGUGUACGGACGAGCGGGGCAAGCAGAGGGACAUUGUCAUAGUGGAAAGUGCUGCCAAGACGGAGUACAGCUCGUCGGAAUACCACCGCUUUCACCUGUUGCACCAGCCGCACCUCGAUACACGCCCCAUCCAGGACAACUUCGACACCAAGUCCACCAUCCUGUGGUUGCUGUCCGGGGCCUUCGUCGUGUUCGGUGCCUUCAAACUGAUUCAGCUCAUCCUGCGACACUCGGAACACCAGAGCGAAAAAUGGCGCCAGGCACAGCACUUGGAGUUUAAUGAAGCCGACGAGAUCGAUGGCGAGAAGCAUGUUUUACCGCUUCAACCGGCUCCGACCAACAUCAUCAACAACAACAACAACGCAGCCAGGAGCCAGCAACAAUAACUCUGGACCUCGCCCUGUAGCUCCAGCCAGUGCCAACAUGGUAGUAAAUCGAAUUUUUCCAACAGUCACACCCAGCCAGUUUGGUUUCAGCCGUCGGUGCCACACUGAGUUUUAGAAACAAUUUAGGUUAAAUUAAUUUGGAAUCACUGAAGCUUGGUCGGGAGAGGUGGUCUGGUAAAUAGCAGUAGCAGUAGCAGUGAGUGUUGGGAAGCAGUAAAUUUUCGACGCCCCGAGAAGAUUUAUCAUAGCUGUUUUUGUUCCAAAAUGAACAUGGAUACUAGGUGCCUCAGAAGCUCCGGCUGCUCCGUGCAUAAAUCCUACAUGGAGAGGUUUAGGCCAUUACCUACUGACGGGAAGAAUAAAGUGUAUUCGAUA
Messenger RNA from Ochlerotatus camptorhynchus, 2774 nucleotides. Its product is annotated as insulin-like growth factor-binding protein complex acid labile subunit. Gene Ontology annotation, cellular component: plasma membrane. Gene Ontology annotation, molecular function: protein binding. Lineage: Eukaryota; Metazoa; Arthropoda; Insecta; Diptera; Culicidae. Bases 624 to 2399 code for a protein of 591 amino acids. The transcript is spliced from 4 exons. The record is from RefSeq and is a predicted model, not a curated record.